Molecule: messenger RNA, 2239 nt
Organism: Mus musculus (house mouse)
Lineage: Eukaryota; Metazoa; Chordata; Mammalia; Rodentia; Muridae
Gene: C8b
Product: complement component 8, beta polypeptide
Exons: 12
Coding region: 82-1851 (589 amino acids)
Biological process (GO): killing of cells of another organism; immune response; transmembrane transport
Cellular component (GO): other organism cell membrane; extracellular region; membrane attack complex
Molecular function (GO): wide pore channel activity; protein-containing complex binding
Source: RefSeq, marked reviewed
AACAGAACUGAGAGCAGCAAGAGCGAGCAGGCUAUUUCAACCAUCCUCGAAUCACACUGGAUCUCCCGCUACACAGAAAAUAUGAAGAUAGGGGCUCAGGUUUGGAGGGCACUGGCAAAGUCGUGUCUCCUCUGUGCUACUCUGGGAUGUCUCCAUUUCCCUGGUUCCAGAGGUGGGAAGCCCGAUUUCUUUGAGACAAAGGCAGUCAAUGGGAGCCUUGUCAAGAGCAGACCAGUACGGAGUGUGGCGGAAGCCCCAGCACCUAUUGACUGUGAGCUAUCCACCUGGUCUUCCUGGACUGCAUGUGACCCCUGUCAGAAGAAAAGGUACAGACAUACUUACUUGCUCCGGCCCUCUCAGUUCUAUGGGGAAUUGUGUGACUUGUCCGACAAGGAAGUUGAAGACUGUGUUACCAACCAACCCUGCAGGAGUCAAGUACGAUGUGAAGGCUUUGUGUGUGCACAGACAGGGAGGUGUGUGAAUCGCAGACUCCUUUGCAAUGGGGACAAUGACUGUGGAGACCAAUCAGAUGAAGCCAACUGUAGGAGGAUUUAUAAAAACUGUCAACGGGAGAUGGAGCAGUACUGGGCAAUUGACAGGCUGGCCAGUGGGAUAAAUCUGUUCACAAACACUUUUGAGGGCCCAGUUCUCGAUCACCGGUAUUAUGCUGGUGGAUGCUCCCCCCACUACAUCCUGGACACCAACUUUAGGAAGCCAUACAACGUAGAAAGCUACACCCCACAGACCAAAUGUGAAUAUGAAUUCACACUUACAGAAUAUGAAUCAUAUUCAGAUUUUGAACGUCUAGUGAUAGAAAAGAAAACCCACAUGUUUAAUUUCACGUCUGGUUUUAAAGUGGAUGGCGUUAUGGAUCUUGGAAUUAAAGUAGAAAGCAACGAAGGCAAAAAUUAUGUGACCAGAACCAAACGCUUCGCCCACACUCAAAGCAAGUUCCUCCACGCGCGCUCUGUCCUUGAAGUGGCACAUUACAAGCUGAAGUCUAGAAGCCUCAUGCUCCAUUAUGAAUUCCUUCAGAGGGUCAAGAGCCUGCCCCUGGAGUAUAGCUAUGGGGAAUACCGAGAUCUUCUUCGUGACUUCGGGACCCAUUUCAUCACUGAAGCCGUACUUGGGGGCAUCUACGAGUACACGCUUAUCAUGAACAAAGACGCCAUGGAGCAAGGAGACUACACUCUUAGCCAUGUUACUGCCUGUGCUGGAGGAAGUUUCGGUAUUGGUGGUAUGGUCUAUAAAGUCUAUGUCAAAGUGGGCGUUUCCGCAAAGAAAUGCAGUGACAUUAUGAAAGAAAUCAACGAAAGAAAUAAGAGGAGCACCAUGGUAGAAGACUUGGUAGUUCUUGUGAGAGGAGGGACAAGUGAGGAUAUCACUGCCUUGGCAUACAAGGAGCUACCAACCCCUGAACUGAUGGAGGCAUGGGGCGAUGCUGUGAAGUACAACCCAGCAAUCAUUAAGAUCAAGGCUGAGCCCCUGUAUGAGCUUGUGACAGCCACAGACUUUGCAUACUCCAGCACAGUGAAGCAGAACUUAAAGAAGGCACUAGAAGAAUUCCAGAGUGAGGUCAGCUCCUGCCGCUGUGCUCCUUGCAGAGGGAAUGGAGUCCCUGUCCUGAAAGGAUCCCGCUGUGAGUGCAUCUGCCCCGGUGGCUUCCAAGGCACAGCCUGUGAGGUUACCUAUCGGAAAGACAUCCCCAUAGAUGGGAAGUGGAGUUGCUGGUCUGACUGGUCUGCAUGCUCUGGAGGACACAAAACAAGACACAGGCAGUGCAACAAUCCAGCCCCUCACAAAGGAGGCAGCCCCUGUUCGGGUCCUGCUUCCGAAACACUCAACUGUUAAAGGAGGGCACACACAGAUGAUCCCGAGUGAACUCCAACCCUCACACACUUAGCCAGGCUUCCAGUACUCCAGCUCCCACCCAGGGCUGUCACAACAAAACGCAAUGCCACUCUGCCCUUUUAAGAUUUGUUUGAUCAGUGCAUGAUAAUUUGAGUAAACAGUGGAUUGAGCAAAACCCUAAGUCCUUGCAUGGUGAACCUCCCUUUGCACACUCUGCACUUUUGUUACAUCCACAAGGUCUUGGAGCCAAAAACUCUCUUGGUCACCAUGUAGUGACAAAGACACAUAGUAGGUGUUGAAUAAUGAAACAGUACAUUGAUAAGUUGUUCAUCCCUUGGUAAGCACAGAGUCUUCUUCAGUAAUAAAGACAGCCAAUCUCUAGGAAAUG